Messenger RNA from Aspergillus ochraceoroseus IBT 24754, 2265 nucleotides. RefSeq names its product CCAAT displacement transcription factor COY1. Bases 1 to 2265 code for a protein of 754 amino acids. Gene Ontology annotation, biological process: intra-Golgi vesicle-mediated transport. The record is from RefSeq and is a predicted model, not a curated record. Gene Ontology annotation, cellular component: Golgi membrane. NCBI's taxonomy places the organism in Eukaryota, Fungi, Ascomycota, Eurotiomycetes, Eurotiales, Aspergillaceae. The transcript has 4 exons.
AUGGACACUUUCGCCAUCACCGAGAGUAUUGUUCCCCAGUCGAGUAGUCAAGAUGGCCACGCUACCGAAACGGUCCCGGGCGGAACACUCCCAGAGGGAGCAAACAAGUUUCAACGUGCCAUUGCGGCUUGGAGAGGUAUCGACUUAUCCAAUACGCUCGCAAAGUUGGACAGCACCGCCUCUGAUAUUGUCGCUCAACAGCGGGAUGCACUCGUCCAGAGAAAAGAUCUUGCGCAGAAGACGAAAGACUUUCGAAAGCUUGACGAUUCCUCUAAAUUAGCGGAAUACAAGGGUCUCCUGAAAGCCUACCAAAGCUUUAUCGACCUCCUAACGAACCAAGGAAAGGCCUCGUCUUCCGCGUUCUUGCAACUAUAUUCUUCCUUGUCCGAAGCUCCAGAUCCUUAUCCGCUUCUCGAGACCUCCGUCGAUUCGCUUGUCCUCUCUGAGGAAACUGUCCCCAAGCUAACAUCCGAGCGCGAUCAACUGCAAGGCUCUGUCGACCGCCUCACUUCUCAGUUAGAUGAUACCGAAAAGCGUCUUCAAGAAGAAAGGACUACAAGGAAAAAGUUGGAGGAGAACCAGGAUGUUAAAAUCAAGGAAGUCGAGGAGUCGUGGUCGGCAGUGCUAUCGGAAAAAACGAACAAUUGGACCGCCAAGGAGAAAAGCUUGGAGGAGAAGCUAGAAAAUCAGGAACGCCUCGUCAAGGAACUCAAGGCGAGCUACGAGGUUUCGCAACGCCUGGGUCAAGAAGAUGAAAGCGGCAAUCACUCUCAACAGGGCGCUACCGCUGCGGAGCUAGAGCUGGUCUCUGCUGAUCUGGAGAAGACAAGUCUCAGACUCGCAGAAGUGGAAGCACGCAACGAGCAGUUAAGGCUUGAGCUGGCUCAGGCUGUCUCGCAUUCCAAGUCAGAGCAAACAUCCGUUGAAGAUGAUCCUGCAUACCUUCGCCUCCAAUCUGAAAACUCUUCUUUGUUACGAAAAUUGGAGGCUGCGCGAUUUGACCGAGAAUCUGAACGACAUUCGUGGGAGGCCAAGUUCCACCAGUCAGAGAGGCAGUGUUCGAAGGCUACCGCCGAGAAGGAAGAAUUGAAAUUAAGAUUAGAGAAGGUAGCUGAUUACGAGGACAUUCGUCGGGAGCUCGAGAUGAUCAAAUCAAUCGAGUUUUCAGCUGGUGAUGACGAUGACGCUGGAGAUGUCACCGAUGCUACAGGUGUUACCAACGGUUCCACGGUCAAGGCCAAAGAAGGCGGCAAGAACAGUUCGCUAGAACAACUUUUACUGGCAAGGAACAAGAAGCUCACUGAUGAACUGACCAUUCUGCGCGUCUCGCAUCGCGAUCUUCAAGGCCAGCUGGAGGCUCUACGUGAGGAUCUCUCAACAACACAGCAAGAGCUUGAGAAAUCCCAGAAUCUCUCUACAACUCUUGAGAACGACCUGCUCCGUGUACAAGAAGAGGCAGCAAACGCUUUUCCGUCCUCAGCCAUGUCUGUCGCAGGCACAUAUACCUCGAAAUACCCACACUCCUCUCGCAGGGGAGCAGUAUCGCCUACUUCGUCGAUUAUUUCAGGCUUCGACCAAAGCGCAAUGUCCCACAGCACAAUGGAGGCUAUUCGAGCAGGAGAGCCUGUUGGUGGAGGGUCUGGCCUCUUGCCUAUGAUACAAGCUCAGCGGGAUCGCUUCAAAAAGAAAAACACAGAGCUAGAAGAAGAGCUGUCAAGGCUGUACAAUACGGUCAAAUCGUUGCGACAGGAGGUGGCCUCUCUCCAGAAGGACAACCUUAGCCUCUAUGAAAAGACCCGAUAUGUUUCAACAUAUAGCCGAGGCCAAGGGGCUUCAUCCUCUGCGUCUGCAUACGCGAACACUCCAAGUUCGACUUCCAUCCAUGCGUCUGCCGAAACUCCGUCAGGGCUUUCUAUUGAUCGCUAUCAGUCGGCUUACGAGGCACAAAUCUCACCAUUUGCUGCUUUCCGUGGCCGGGAAUCUGCACGGGCUUAUAAACGAAUGAGCCUACCUGAGCGAGUUGUCUUUUCUCUAACACGAAUCAUUCUUGCAACCCGGACAAGCCGAAUCCUUUUUGCGGGGUACUGCUUUGCGCUUCACUUCCUUCUUUUCAUCAUGCUGUACAUGAUGAGUUCGAUGGAUAUUGAGAAGCACAGUGCAACCCUAGGUGCUACGGCAGCGGCGGCUAUGAAUGGAGGAAGUAGUAGUAGCGGAAAACUCCACGGCGACGACUGGCAACAGGAGGGGUUCAACCAUGCUGGGUAA